Messenger RNA from Salmo salar (Atlantic salmon), 930 nucleotides. RefSeq names its product NF-kappa-B inhibitor-interacting Ras-like protein 1. Lineage: Eukaryota; Metazoa; Chordata; Actinopteri; Salmoniformes; Salmonidae. Gene Ontology annotation, biological process: negative regulation of canonical NF-kappaB signal transduction; Ral protein signal transduction. The record is from RefSeq and is a predicted model, not a curated record. Gene Ontology annotation, molecular function: GTPase activity; GTP binding; GTPase activating protein binding.
CAAUCAUUGGAACUUCCUUGUCAAAAGAGAAUGGAUGUUGUGAUUUUAGCUAGCUAAAUAACUUCAAAGUUGGUUAGCUAUCCAGUUUACUCCAAUAAUAAUUGUAAUCUCUCCGUUUGGCCAACUCUUACACCAAGGUUUUCGCGUAUUCGAAAUGGGGAAAGGCUGCAAAGUUGUGGUGUGUGGUUUGGCAUCUGUAGGAAAAACAGCCAUCCUUGAACAGCUGUUAUAUGGCAAUCACGCAGUUGGUUCAGAGUCCACUGAGACCCAGGAGGAUGUGUAUGUGGCGUCGGUGGAGACAGACCGCGGUGUGAAGGAACAGUUACGUCUCUAUGACACCAGGGGGCUCCACGACGGCCUGGACCUUCCCAAGCACUACUACUCGGUGGCAGACGGCUUUGUGCUGGUCUACAGCGUGGACAGCCUGGAGUCCUUCAAGAAGGUGGAUGUCCUCAAGAAGGAGAUAGACAAAUCCAGAGACAAGAAAGAGGUGAUGGUGAUUGUGCUAGGGAACAAGACGGACCUGCGUGAGCUUCGUCAGGUGGAGCACGAGGCAGCGCAGCAGUGGGCGCGGGGGGAGAAGGUCAAGCUCUGGGAGGUCAGCGUCACUGAGAGGAACUCUCUCAUUGAACCCUUCACCAUGCUCACCAGCCGCCUCACACAGCCUCAGAGCAAGUCUGCCUUCCCUCUUCCAGGACGCAAGAGCAAGGGCACGACGUCCAACGACAUCUGAACUGAACUCAACCUUGAGCGUACCUAAGAUCCAAGUACUUCGGGGGAGGGGGAGAUGUGUCAGAGUAGGAUCGAUGAGUUAGCCAGCCAACUUACAUUAAUAUUCUGACUUCAUAUCAAGAGAUUGCCAUGAAAUAUGGGCAAAGACAUAGUAACUGACUCGACAACCGACAACCCAUUAAAUUCCCUUAAAAUAAA